Messenger RNA from Chironomus riparius, 1361 nucleotides. NCBI's taxonomy places the organism in Eukaryota, Metazoa, Arthropoda, Insecta, Diptera, Chironomidae. The record is from the annotation of a GenBank genome assembly.
GAGACAUUUUACAAAAAAAAAACAAAAUAAUUUGAAAUUUCAUAAAAACAUUUAGUAAAGCUAUAAUGAAUGCAGCAACAUUGCGUCAGCAGUUGGCAAAUUUGUGUGGAUCGACAGGUGGUCAUAAGGAACAAGCUGAUAAGUAUCGUGCUAUACUAGAACAGAUUCUGGCACAAAAAGAUGAUCAAGAAUUUCUCAAACAAUUUAUAGAAGCUAUUGUUAAUGAUCAAGUCAGCUUAGUGAUUUCUCGACAAAUACUGACUGAUAUUUGCACUCAUUUAACAAAACUUCCAGAUGAAUCAUCUCAAGCAAUUUCUCACUUCCUUUUGGAUCGUGUUCAGCCUCGAGUAAUAUCCUUUGAGGAGCAAGUCGCUACAAUUCGACAACAUUUGGCUGGAAUUUAUGAACGACAAGAACAGUGGCGUGAAGCUGCAAAUGUUUUGGGAUUGAUUCCUUUAGAAACUGGUCAAAGACAAUAUUCUGUAGAUUACAAGCUAGAGACAUACUUAAAGAUCGCAAGACUCUAUUUAGAAGACGAAGAUGCUGGAUUAGCAGAAGCAUUCAUAAAUCGUGCAUCUAUGCUUCAGACUGAAACAAAGAAUGAAAAUCUUCAAAUACUUUAUAAAGUCUGUUAUGCUCGUGUCCUUGAUUAUCGACGAAAGUUCAUAGAAAGUGCUCAACGAUACAAUGAACUGUCAUAUCGUAGCGAAGUCGAUGAGGAGGAACGUUUAGUUGCACUUAAAAAAGCUCUAAUUUGUACUGUCCUUGCAUCUGCGGGUCAACAGCGUUCUCGUAUGCUGGCAACGUUAUUUAAAGACGAAAGAUGCCAACAAUUACCAAUGUUUAAUAUUUUAAGUAAAAUGUAUAUGGAUAGGAUCAUAAAACGUACAGAAUUGCAGGAAUUUGAAGCACUUUUAAUGGAUCACCAAAAGGCAAAAACAGCCGAUGGAUCUUCAAUUUUAGAUCGUGCCGUCUUUGAGCAUAAUUUAUUGUCUGCCAGUAAACUUUAUAACAACAUAACAUUUGAUGAACUCGGUGCUUUGCUUGAAAUUCCACCAAAAAAAGCUGAGCGCAUUGCAAGUCAAAUGAUAACUGAAGGACGUAUGAAUGGCUACAUCGAUCAAAUUGAUGGCAUCGUUCAUUUUGAAGCUCGUGAGAUCUUACCGCAAUGGGAUAAACAAAUUCAAAGUCUCUGCUAUCAAGUAAAUAACAUUAUUGAAAAAAUUACACAAGCCGAGCCGGAGUGGAUUGCGAAGAAGAUGGAUGAAGAGAUGGUACAUUAAAUUUAAUUUCAGGCUGAAAAAGAACGUGUGUAAAAUUAUGAUACAAGUAUAAUAAAAGGCACUUUUAUGUUGAAAUUC